AUGCCAAACACUUUAUCUUCUUCAUACUUGAAAGAUUCCGUAUGGAAACCAGACUUGUUUAAGGAUAAAGUUGUUUUUGUUACUGGUGGUGCAGGAACAAUAUGUAGAGUUCAGACAGAAGCAUUAGUUUUGUUGGGUGCAGAUGCAGCUAUAAUAGGAAGGAAUAUAGAGAAGACCGAGUCUGCAGCUAAAGAGAUUGCCCAAUUGAGACCAGGAGCCAAGGUUCUUGGUUUGGGAAAUAUUGAUGUACGCAAGGUUCAUAGUUUGAAGGAAGCAGUCGACAAGACAGUUGCUGAAUUAGGGAGAAUCGAUUAUGUGAUUGCGGGCGCCGCCGGUAACUUUUUAUCCGAUUUUAACCACAUGUCGGCAAACGCUUUCAAGAGUGUUAUCGAUAUUGACUUGUUGGGUUCCUUUAACACAGUUAAAACUUGCUUUGAGCAAUUGAGAAAGAAUAAAGGUGCAGUGAUUUUUGUUAGUGCUACCUUGCACUAUUACGGUAUUCCCUUCCAGGCGCACGUUGGAGCGGCAAAAGCAGGUGUCGACGCUUUGAUGAAUGCUCUUGCAGUUGAAUUGGGUCCAGUGGGAAUACGUCUCAAUUGUAUCGCUCCAGGACUUAUUGGAAAUACCGAAGGUGGUGCUCGCUUGAAUCCACCUACUGAAGUCCCAUUGGACCAGAAAGUCCCUAUUGGAAGAAUAGGUACUACUACAGAUGUUGCUGACUCUACAGUUUACUUAUUUUCUCCUGCUGCGUCAUAUAUCACAGGAACAAUCACCGUUGUUGACGGAGGUUUAUGGCAAGUUGGUGGAUUCUUGGGUGAAUUGUAUCCCUCCGUUGUCAAGAUGCAAAAUGAAGACCCAGAGUCCAAGUUGUAA
This is a messenger RNA of Lodderomyces oxycetoniae, 873 nucleotides long. RefSeq names its product Sps20p (gene SPS20). Gene Ontology annotation, molecular function: 2,4-dienoyl-CoA reductase (NADPH) activity. The record is from RefSeq and is a predicted model, not a curated record. Bases 1 to 873 code for a protein of 290 amino acids. Gene Ontology annotation, biological process: fatty acid catabolic process. Gene Ontology annotation, cellular component: peroxisome. The transcript has a single exon. NCBI's taxonomy places the organism in Eukaryota, Fungi, Ascomycota, Pichiomycetes, Serinales, Debaryomycetaceae.